CUUCGUACGUACGGCUGGACUGCCCUCAGGUACCUCACGGCUUCUGCGUCUCUUCUCCUUCUGCUUCUGCUUCUGCUUCUGGGCCUUUUCUGGGAUACCUUACGUGGUAUGGGGUCCGGAGCAACCUGAACAAUGUGGCAACGGCAUUAGCGAGACUUCUUUUCUUGCAAGGAAGCAAGCAGUACGCAGCACGGAGUACUGUAAAUGGUAGCGAAUGCAGCUAGGGGGCGACAGCAAUAGCGGAACAAGAAUCUGGUUUUUCCUUCCAUCCUGUCCGCCCAUGUUCUAUUCCUUCUCCUUCGUCAUUCGCCGUUCUUGCCUAUGCAUAAUCCGUUUUUUGCUCUUCCGGUAUUGUCGACAUUUGGUGCCAAGGGCGUCCAAUUCAAUAAUUGCCCAUACCGUAGACGGCGCAGGGGGCACUUUCAGUGCAAGGGGGAAGUAUGUUGGCGAGCAACAGCGGGGGAUGCUCAAAAAUAUUCCUCGGGCGAUAAUAUGCUGUUAGGAGGCUUGCUCACUUACAGAGUUGAAGGUGUCGGUGAUGCUCUUUCUCAGGUAUCUUUUGCAAUGUUUCCCUCUUCUUUUUGUCUAUACAAAGCAGUUCACUUUCUCUUUUUUUCUGAGUCUCUUCGGGAUCAAGUCCGGGCGCGAAAGCUCAAACCAAAUGGUGACCGCGGUGAUGGGCGCACGAGUGGCGGGCGCACGUGGGGAAUGCAGGUAGCAAAAUCGCACAAGUGUCGAUCAGGUCGUCGUUCUCGUCUCUCGUUCGCUGCCGCGGUGAAGCUGAGGAUGCCGCUGGAGGGUGGAUGCACAACAACACCUUUGGACGUGAAUGUGAGAUUUGGGGGUAAGAGAGAGAGAUAUACUCAGAAUCGAUUCGGGCUAAAAAUGCGAGGAAACGAAGAGUCAAGCAAUACACAGGAGCAAUACUCCCGUACUUGAUGGGGGAAAGUGCUUUUCAAUAAUUCCCAGAAGGCGCGAUUGAGUGGGAGAGAAAAGGUACCUCGCGGGGGAAAGACAUACAGUAG
This is a messenger RNA of Colletotrichum acutatum, 1025 nucleotides long. RefSeq lists its product as uncharacterized. Lineage: Eukaryota; Fungi; Ascomycota; Sordariomycetes; Glomerellales; Glomerellaceae. The transcript has 2 exons. The coding region runs from base 322 to 939 and encodes 205 amino acids. The record is from RefSeq and is a predicted model, not a curated record.